Messenger RNA from Hermetia illucens (black soldier fly), 823 nucleotides. RefSeq names its product zinc metalloproteinase nas-4-like. The record is from RefSeq and is a predicted model, not a curated record. NCBI's taxonomy places the organism in Eukaryota, Metazoa, Arthropoda, Insecta, Diptera, Stratiomyidae. The transcript has 3 exons. The coding region runs from base 29 to 781 and encodes 250 amino acids. Gene Ontology annotation, molecular function: metalloendopeptidase activity; zinc ion binding. Gene Ontology annotation, biological process: proteolysis.
UUUUUACUGGUUAUCCGAAAAGUUCAGAAUGAGGUGUAAAGUCGGAAUUUUGGUUUUAUUGGCAGUAGCAGCUUCGAGCUCGCCAUCAAAUAGGAUGAGUGAUCGUGAAGCUAUUGAGACCCAAAAACUAUACGAGAAGGGUAACUACUUCGAAGGAGACAUUCUUUUCCCGGAUGGGUUCAACAUGAGGAAUGGACUCACUUAUUUACCUUGGCGAUGGACUAAUAACACUGUCUACUAUGAAAUUGGUUCAGAAUAUACGGAUGCACAUAAAAAUACCAUUAUCGGAGCACUUAAUGAAAUUGAAGCAGCCACAUGCAUAAAAUUCGUGCCAAGAACCGACCAACCAAAUUACAUUCAGAUUAAGUAUGAGAGACCCGGCUGUUUGGCAUACAUCGGCAUGAUUGGAGGACCCCAGCUAGUAAACCUAGAAAUUCCUGGAUGCGUCUAUCACCAUACCGCAAUGCAUGAAGUUAUACAUGCUCUUGGUUUCUUCCAUCAACAAAGUGCCAUCAAUCGUGAUGAUUAUGUGGAAAUUCUGUGGGAAAACAUUGAAGAGGAUCAUAAAUACAACUUCGAUAAGCAGGAUGAAAGCCUAAUCACUGACUUCGGUGUCAAAUAUGAUUACGAGAGCAUUAUGCAUUAUGCAGAUACAGCCUUUUCCAUGAAUGGGCAAAAAACUAUAAUUACCAAAGACCCUGCAUACCAAAAGGUGAUUGGAAGGGGACGACGUUUGAGUGCUGCAGAUAUUGCAAAAAUCAAUAUAAUGUACAAUUGCUAGAAAAUUGAAAUGAAUAUUUAUUAAAAAAAUCUAAAGAAGUUU